GAGGAAUUUUUCUUUUUCUUGUUUCCUCAGCAAGCGGAUAGUCCGAAGAAACUAGACCUGACCAAAGGUCUCCCACCUGGAGCUACAGCAGAAGCACAAUUGAAAUACGAGAACGAACGUUUGAAGCUUGCAUUGGCACAGAGCUCUGCCAAUGCAAAAAAGUGGGAAAUCGAGCUUCAAACGCUAAAGAACAAUAACGCGAGGCUUACUUCGGCUUUGCAAGAGUCGACAGCGAACGUAGAAGAGUGGAAACGGCAGUUGCAUUCGUACAAAGAAGAGAAUCAGAGGCUUAAAUCGAGAAUAAUCGAAAUUGAAGCCGGGAGAGGCAAUCCUGAGGCUGCGUCCGAGAUUAAGAAGGAAAUGAGUUUGCUGAAGUCGGAAGUUGAUUCACUGAGCGAGGAGAUGAGGAUGAAAGACGAGGAAAUUCGUCGGCUUACGUGUCAGCUGUCAGAACGGCCGGUUGGAGACUCGGAAAGUCUGAAGACAUUACAAAUGGAAAACGAAAAAUGGAGACAAAAGUAUGACACAGCAAUUGGAACGCAGGAGUCUCAACGGCGUGUGUUCGAAACAUUGGUUCAACAACUGGGCCUGAGAGUGAAGGAAAUUGAUUCUAUUCAAAGAGAAUUUGAGGCUGGGCUACAGACGUGAUAAUGCUCAACCUAGUAUGCUGCGCGUGUCUCUUCGUGUCUCUCUCGCUGCCGAAUCUCCAGUUUCGCAUCUUUAAAUAUAGUAGUGCUUAGGGAGGCUGAAGGAGCUGGUGAGUCGUUCUGCUUCCAAGGCUCUGUGAUCCUCCCUGCGCCGACACUGCCACGUUAGAAUGUGGCUUAGUCGAGACUGUGCGUACGAAUCGAGGGCCCGGCGGAAGCUUGGUCGUUCAAUGUUCCUCAUCCAUGGGCAUUAUUCUGGGAAAUGUUCCCUUCGCUGCAGAUCAUUCUUCACCGGUCGCGGCUGUUUCUUUCCUUUUGGGGGCGGACCAAUCCUGUGAUCAGGGAUUCGAGCGAAACAUUUCCUGGUGCACCGGUCGCGCUACCUCGUUGACUAACGAAGUUUCUCUUCAAGCGACCUUUGCGCUUGGUCACGUUUUUGCUCACUGCCGAUUUGCGUUGACCUAUUUUUUCAUCACAUUCCGCUCCUCUCCCUCCGCAUGUGCCAUGGUCGCGCCCGAAGGAUGCAUCGCGUGUGCUCCGUUGCUCUAGCUUUUGGCAGAUCUGAAUAAUUGUUUUGCAAGCUCACCGGGAGCUUUUAAGGUUCGUAUCGCCGACGACGAUGUGCAUUCCAUGUCGAACCAAAAAAGAAUUGUGUCGAAUCUUCCUUGCGACGCAUCGUACUAUUCCUUUUGAGAAUGCUUGUAGGCUCGAAUCAAGCAAUGCUACGUGGUAACGCUGAUGUAUCGAGACAUUGAUUAAUUCUAUCGUCGCGCCCUUUCGUUGAUUUAUUCUGCUUAAAUUUCCUUCGUCUUCGUUUUGAGCAAUAUGGGAACCAUACGGGAAGCCAGUUAAGUUGGCGUUUCCAACCUCGACCAGUGUUGGCAUCUCACCCGUCUUCAUAUUUUUUGAACAAGAUUCGUUGAGGUUCCAUUCGCCGUUCUGUGAUCCCCGAUCUGCUCCCGUGUUCUAUCUUGUGUUUCAAAUGUCGCGAGUAACGACGAGGAAAUUGUUGAGACGAUCGGAGGCUUGCUUGUCUCCCUUUCCCGGGACUCGUAUUGAGAUUGCUCUGAUUCGACGACAUUUCAUUGCGCGAAAGAUGCCUCUAAUCGGCUCUAGUUGCGUUAGCGUUUUGUAUUGCCGCUCCACGGCUACCUUUUGUUCGAGAUUAAUUGACCCAAGACUUCUUUUUUUAUAUACAUCAUGAUCGGGAAGAAGAGCGUGCGAUUUAAACUAGGAGAGAGAAUGUGAAUACUUGUAUCUAAUAGUAUUACAUCACAGCUUACUUGAGAAGAUGAAUCUGUCGUGCGCUUCAUUUCAUAUUCUAUUUUGAUUUUUCUUCUUGUUUCUAGCAAUUACAUAUCUUGUGCGUAUUUCCUGCCAUUCGCCCGCAGCAUUUCGAAAAUUUGCCAAAGCUUGCUACUCACCUGAAAGUUGGAGGCGAGGCUGUGGCAAAAAUUCCAGAUUUGUUUGGGUUACAUUCCGGCUUUUCUGAUGUUCGUAGUAUGUCCAGAACGAACGAGUCGGGAUCCAAGGUUACCGAGAGCGAUGAGGUAGUUACUUCGGAUGGUCUCUUGCCGCUUUUUGUUUGCCGUAGGUCUCUGGCCACAUCAUCGGUGCGUAUGCGAUCAGUGUUGCAGACGUCCUUUGUUUCACUUGAAAGAAAUAUAAAAACUUUUUCCAUCAGACUAUCCA
This is a messenger RNA of Notodromas monacha, 2339 nucleotides long. NCBI's taxonomy places the organism in Eukaryota, Metazoa, Arthropoda, Ostracoda, Podocopida, Cyprididae. The record is from the annotation of a GenBank genome assembly.